AUGAUGUGUGGGUCGCUGUGUGACACUUCCUUCCUCUCAUAUUUGAAUAGACAGACACAGCAGAACCUCUCAACAUUGAGAAGCAUCCUGAAGUCCAUCGUCUGCAGGUGAUAUAAUCGUGUAAGAUGGCAUCCACGGCACACAUCUCAGCAGAGGAGAUUGAGGAAUUGAGAGAAGCUUUCACCAAAGUUGAUGUGGACGGUAACGGAUACAUCAGCACAGAUGAGCUGACUGAUUUGUUUAAGGCGGCUAACCUCCCGCUGCCAGGAUACCGCGUCCGUGAGAUCGUACAGGAGCUCAGCAGAACCAUGGAUCUCAACCAGGAUGGAAAGAUCACAUUUGAUGAGUUUGCCAAGGUGGUUCAUGAUCUGAAGAGCUCAGAGGUGGCUAAGACAUUUCGGAAAGCAAUCAACAAGAAGGAGGGCAUUUAUUCUGUAGCAGGAACCUCAGAACAAUCUGGAACCCAACAUUCAUAUUCUGAGGAAGAGAAAGUUGCAUUUGUGAACUGGGUCAAUAAAGCUUUAGAGAAAGAUCCGGACUGUCAGCAUCUUCUUCCAAUGGAUCCCAGUUCUGAUGAUCUCUUCACAGCGGUGGGAGACGGCAUUGUUCUCUGUAAGAUGAUCAAUCUCUCUGUUCCUGAUACCAUCGAUGAACGAACUAUCAAUAAGAAAAAACUCACACCUUUUACCAUUCAGGAGAAUCUGAACUUGGCAUUAAAUUCUGCCUCUGCGAUUGGUUGCCAUGUGGUGAACAUUGGAGCAGAGGACCUGAAAGAAGGCAGGCAGCAUUUAGUGCUGGGACUUUUGUGGCAGAUCAUCAAGAUCGGCCUGUUUGCUGACAUUGAAAUUACCAGAAAUGAAGCUCUGAUCGCUUUACUCAGAGAUGGAGAGAGUUUAGAGGAUCUGGUUAAACUUUCACCUGAGGAGCUGCUGCUGCGCUGGGCCAAUUAUCACCUGGAGGAGGCCGGAUGUCCCAAAAUCAACAACUUCAGCUCAGAUAUUAAAGACUCCAAGGCCUAUUACAACAUCCUGAACCAGGUGGCACCUAAAGGAGACGAGGAGGGAAUCCCCGCCAUUCCCAUUGAAAUGUCAGGAAUACGGGAGAAAGAUGACCUCAAGAGAGCCGAGUGCAUGCUGGAACAGGCCGAUCGUCUCGGAUGCCGACAGUUCGUCACGGCGACGGAUGUGGUCCGUGGAAAUCCCAAACUCAAUCUGGCAUACGUGGCUAAUCUGUUUAACAAGUAUCCCGCUCUAAAGAAACCAGAGAACCAAGAUAUCGACUGGAGCUCUAUUGAGGGAGAGACCAGAGAGGAAAGGACCUUCAGGAACUGGAUGAACUCACUGGGCGUCAACCCACGUGUCAAUCAUCUCUAUGUGGAUCUUGCAGAUGCUCUGGUUAUCUUUCAGCUGUAUGAGAAGAUCAAGGUUCCUGUGGAUUGGGACAAAGUUAAUAAACCACCAUACACCAAACUGGGCAGCAACAUGAAAAAGCUGGAGAACUGUAACUACGCCGUUGAGUUAGGAAAGAAAGAAGCCAAAUUCUCACUGGUAGGAAUUGCUGGACAGGACCUGAAUGAAGGCAAUCGAACUCUGACCCUCGCUCUCCUCUGGCAGCUCAUGAGGAGGUAUACUCUGAAUAUUCUGGAAGAUUUGGGUGAUGGGCAGAAGGUGAAUGAUGACACUAUUGUCAGUUGGGUGAAUAAUACACUUACAGAAGCAGGAAAGAAAACCAUCACCGGCUUUAAAGAUGGAUCUAUAAGCAGCAGCAUGCCAGUUUUGGACCUGAUUGAUGCCAUCCAGCCUGGAUCCAUCCGUUACGAUCUCGUCAAGGCAGAUGACCUAACAGAUGAUGAGAAACUCAAUAAUGCCAAGUACGCCAUCUCAAUGGCGAGGAAGAUGGGAGCACGUGUAUACGCACUGCCUGAAGAUCUGGUGGAGGUCAAACCUAAAAUGGUGAUGACGGUGUUUGCCUGCAUCAUGGCCCGAGGGAUGAGACGAAUCUAAACGUGAUGAUGACAUCAGCAAAGACAUUGACUGUCAGUAAUGAUGUCUGUUUGUUUAACUGGUACUCAAGAGGUUCAUGGGUAAACCUGGAAAUAUCUCUUAACAUCUUUAUUACUGUCAUUUCCAAAUCCAUGUUGAUUUGAUGAGUGAAUAUUGAUGUUUUCUUCUUCUGCUCUCUUUUAUCAGCUACAAUAUUUCUUAUGUCUUUAUUUUUCCUCUUUUAAAUGUUUACAAACUUCAGGCUAUAAACGACAGACUGUUAAAUCUCUUUAUUUUAACACACGGUUUAUGUUAAUGUUGCCACAGUAAAUUAAACAGGUACUUUUUUACUAAAAAUGUGCACAGCUGAAAUUAAAGUCUCAAUGAAACAUUUAUUGUCUGUAUACAAUAAAAGACUUUAUGCAUGAA
This is a messenger RNA of Misgurnus anguillicaudatus (oriental weatherfish), 2411 nucleotides long. NCBI's taxonomy places the organism in Eukaryota, Metazoa, Chordata, Actinopteri, Cypriniformes, Cobitidae. The record is from RefSeq and is a predicted model, not a curated record.